This is a messenger RNA of Chinchilla lanigera (long-tailed chinchilla), 3111 nucleotides long. It is a transcript of the gene Fam185a, whose product is annotated as family with sequence similarity 185, member A. The record is from RefSeq and is a predicted model, not a curated record. Lineage: Eukaryota; Metazoa; Chordata; Mammalia; Rodentia; Chinchillidae.
CCUUGGUUCUGGUCCUUACUUAGGCUUUUAUUUUUCUCUUUGGGUUUUGACCUCCUGGGUCUCGCUCCAAAGCUCCACCUCUCCAAACAAAAAGUCGCGUCCUCGGUAUCCAAGGUGACCACGCGGCUUCAGCAAGCUUGUCCCUUCCCCACUUUCCAUUGGCCAGUUGGAUUUUUGCGUAAUUCCCCGCCUCCUCGAGCUGCUCCAAUGAUCAAUACGCUUGCGGUCAAGGGCGAGAGAGGUACCAGCCCCUGUCUAACGUCAACCCUGCCUACGCCACGCAUUGCCUCCUGGGACAUGUAGUUUUUAUUCUGCCAGAGCCCUUCGAUAUCUGUCUCCCUGAGAACUACAUAUCCCGUCGAGUAUCGCGAGAAGGGCGGAAGUAGGUAAGAAGUGUCAGUCAGGAGUUGUAGUUAGAGCUUUCAAAUUCCAAAUUGCCCCUGCGGUGCGGCUUGGGCCGCAGGGGAGUAAGUCGCCUCAUCCACUGAAUGGGCUCGCUGGUGCUUUAGCAAACCCUCACAGACGUCUUCUCUUUGGACUCUUGGCAGCUCGGUGGUCAGUCGACUGUCGUGACAAGAGACCUGCGGCUGAGGUGUCCGGCGGCUGCGGGCCGGCGCGUCAUGUUCGCCCGCCGCGCGGGGCGGGGGCUCGGCCGCCUCCCGCUCGGUCAGCUCCGAGUGGCGCGCGCGCUGCGCGAGACGGCGGUGGAGGCCGACAGCCUGGACCCGCGGGCCGCGGUGGAGGUGGGCGCGCCCCCGAGGCUGGAUUUGAAUAUCAAGUCAUCAGGGUCUAGCAGUGUUGAAGUCCAAAAUAUGGAGUGUGAUAAUUGCAAAAUUGAACUUGAGCAGGGCACCGGUAUCUUGCACUCUGUUAAGAGUCAAAAAUUACAUGUUCAAACAAAAGGAGGCAAAGUGAUCUGUAUGGGAACAGUUUACGGAAAUAUAGAUAUUCACACAUCAAAUAAAAGCUCUGUAACUAUAGAUAAACUGCAGGGAAGCUGUGUUAACAUAUCUACUGAAGAUGGUGUGCUGAAAGUCAAGUAUCUUUAUACAGAGUCAACAUUGCUGUCUUCUGUGGCUGGGGAUAUUACAUUGGGAAGUGUUCAUGGUGAUAUAACAUUACAAAGUAAGACGGGUAACAUCACAGUAGAUUCAUCCGCAGGAUGUCUGAAAGCCUCAACUCAUCAGGGUGCCAUAGAUGUUUAUGUCAGCCAGCUGGGGAAAGUGGAGUUGAAAUCUGACAAAGGCUCUGUAACAGUCAAGGUACCAUCUUCUCUUCAAGCAUCCUUACAGUUAUCGGGAAAAGAGGUUGAUGUGAGCCCAGAAGUCUACAUCCAGGAAAUGGCUAAAGCACACACAGGUGACGGUGUGACAGUUACUGGAUUCAUGAAUCCAACAAGGGAACAAGAAAAUUGGAUUCAUGCUGCGGCCCCAGAAGGCACUGUAAGUUUAAGAAGCCAAACCUGGUUUCAGUCCCUGAAACGGCAGAACUAAGAAGAGUUGAAGUUGUGCUUACGCUUUUUACUGGUGACCAGCAGGUCCGCGACUAUGGAAAUGCAAACACCACUAUCGAAACAGCACUGGCCGCGAAUACGGGCGAACUGCUCGGGGUGGGCUUUUCCAGAAUUUGAACCUAGCUAUUGUACUCAUUUCCUGUUGCUCUGUAACAAAAUACAGUAGCGCGCCCUUAUUUUUGGGGGUGUUCCAAGACUCCAGCGGAUGCCUGGAUCCCCAGACAGCACAGAACCCCAUAUGUAACACGUUUUCCCCGGAAAUACAAACACAAAUUUAAUGUCUUUCCAUCUCAGGUCAGCACCUGUGCACCUGUGCAGAUGGAGGUGUAGUGAGAAGCUAGUACCCACUUCUGUUCCCUUCGCAACUUCAGCGUUCACGCAUUCAUCCUCAUCACGGUCGUAGCACCGUCAGCGUGAUUUUCUCUGUCCGUACUGAGAGAGAAUGCUCACCUUGUCGUGUCAGAGAAGGGCUUUUCGGUGCGUGGGAACCCGGUGUACUACUCCGUGCCCUGAGGCGUUACUGAGAUGAGGUGCCGCUUGCACCCAAGCCCUGUGCUGAGACUGAGGCAGGUGUGUAAGUCCUGACGCGCUGUCUUGGAACUCAUAAGUUAUCUUUCUCUGGCGCGCUCAUCAGCUGCAGGUAAUUGAUACCGUGGCCGGCAAAAGCUCUGCGAAGAGGGGACCCCUGUAUUUCAGAUUUAGUCUUGAAAGCAAAUACUCACUCAGCAGCUCACCCUUGUGCAGGUUGAGAGCCCGCACACAGAGCUGGGUCCUGUGCCGUUCUCAGGCUGGAGUCCAGGUCAGGCUGGGUGGAGGGCUUACCUGGCGGCUCCGGGGAGAAACCUGCUUCCAAGUUCAUGCAGAUUAUAGCAAGUUCCAGUCCUCAGGACCGUGUGACAGAAACCCCCCGGCUUCUUGCUGGCUGUCGGCUCGCAAUGACGCUGAGCUUCUAGAGAACCCCCAACCCCUUCCCGUCUGGCCCCUCUGCCUUCCAGCCAGCAGUGACAGCUGGGUCCUCGUGUUCGAGGGUCUCACUCCUUCAAAAGCUGGGGGAGUCUCUGCUUUAGAGCACUCACUUGGUUAGGCCAGAUCCCUCCAGGACACGCCUGUUUUGCUCUAUGUGAGGUACUCUGCUCCCCUGAGGACAGAUGGCACAUUUUCCCAGCUGCACCCCUCAAGGGGAAGCCGGACGCCAGGGUGUGGGCCUAGGGGGAAGUGCACUGGAGUUGUGUGUGUUGUAGCCCUCAUGUGACGGGUUGCCUGCCUGCUACCUCUUCUGGCAUCAUUGUAAGUGGAAAUUGUGAAUAAAACACUUAAAAAUGUGAGGCAGUUGCUACUGAUCAUUAAUAACUUGUGUAAUUUAAGAUGUACCUUGUUAGGGGAAAGAAACUUGCAGUUAUUUUAUUCCCAGAUGUACAAAGAUAGAUUUUCACUUUUAUAAUGGUGUACUGUAGAAGUUGUAUUUCAAACUUUUUCCACUCCUGGAACAUUUUAAUUAUAUAAUACUGAAUAGACCUAUUUACUGAAUUAUACUUUUAUGCUUAGCAUAAGUCAGUUCUUAAACACUAGUUUUUAAUAAACUUUUCCAAAUACUGUGA